Molecule: messenger RNA, 1431 nt
Organism: Penicillium robsamsonii
Lineage: Eukaryota; Fungi; Ascomycota; Eurotiomycetes; Eurotiales; Aspergillaceae
Exons: 4
Coding region: 1-1431 (476 amino acids)
Cellular component (GO): cytoplasm; mitochondrion
Molecular function (GO): lipoic acid binding; acetyltransferase activity
Source: RefSeq, a predicted model, not a curated record
AUGAGUUUCAGCCGCAGCAGUGGCAUCACUGCCCGCAACUUCAGGCCUUGUCUACCCCAGAAUCGUCUCCGCAUUCGCUCCACUCUACCACCGCUCUUGUCCCGGAGAUUCCAUGCAAGCUCUCUGCUAUGGGGGAUCAAGUCACAAGUUCUAAAAGAUGUCGGGGAGGGCAUCACUGAGGUCCAGAUCAUUCAAUGGUACGUGGAAGAAGGGGCUCAUAUUGAGGAAUGGAAGCCUUUGUGCCAAUAUCAGUCGGAUAAGGCUGUCGAUGAUAUUACUUCGAGAUACGAGGGCGUUAUCAAGAAAUUACAUUUCGAGACAGAUGAUACAGUGCCUACAGGCAGGGCACUCUGCGAUAUUGAAGUUGCAGAUGGAAAAUACCCCGAUGAUAACCCGUCGCACGAGUCAAGGGCAGUGCCGUCUGAACCUACUCCAGCCUCUGAUAUCACACCUGCAGUUCAAGCAGCCGAGUCCUCUCCAAUAACCCCUCCUCCUUCCAAAGUUCUGGAAGAGACACCCAAGUCAAAGCAUGCAUCCCUUGCAGUUCCCGCAGUACGCGGGCUAUUGAAAAGCCACGGCGUGAACAUCCUCGAUAUCAACGGAACCGGCAAAGAAGGGCGGGUGAUGAAAGAAGAUGUCCUGAAAUUCGUAGCCGAGAGAGAUUCUCCAGCAGUUCCGACAUCAGCGCCCGCCCCAGUCUCCGUGUCACCAGACACACGCCAAGUAGAGUCAAUCGUCAACCUGACCCCGAUGCAAUCACAGAUGUUCAAAACAAUGACCAAAUCUCUGAACAUCCCACACUUCCUCUAUACAGACGAACUCAAAAUCAACGACAUCACCGCCAUCCGCAAGAAACUCGCCAGCGAUAAACGCGAUCCUACCAAAAUCACCUUCCUCCCCUUCGUCGUCAAGGCCGUCUCACAGGCUCUGACCGAGUUCCCAAUCCUCAACUCGAAAAUCGAUACCAGCGAUCCCACAAAGCCCAAGCUAGUCAUGCGCGCCAAGCACAAUAUCGGAAUUGCCAUGGAUACGCCGAACGGUCUGAUUGUUCCCAACAUCAAGGACGUUGCCAACCGUUCGAUUAUUGAUAUUGCCGCUGAGGUCGCGCGGCUCAGUGCCCUUGGUCAAAGCGGCAAGUUGACACCCGCAGAUAUCAGUGGUGGUACUAUCACCGUGUCAAAUAUCGGCAAUAUUGGAGGUACAUAUGUGGCUCCGGUACUUGUGCCGACGGAGGUGGCUAUUCUCGGUGUGGGUAAGACUAGAGCUGUGCCGGUCUUUGAUGAGGACGGACAGGUUACACGCGGGGAUAUGGUUAACUUUAGUUGGAGCGCGGACCACCGUGUCAUUGAUGGUGCGACAAUGGCGAGGAUGGGUAACAGGGUUAAGGACCUAGUGGAGUCACCCGAGCUUAUGCUUCUAAAUCUUAGGUGA